AUGACACUCCGCUCUACUGAUAGUCUAGAAAAUUGUCGAGGAGUUUUGCGAAUACGCGAACAGCUUAUCGUGGGAAAGUUUCCGGCUCCUAACCAAAAACUAGUACACGCAUCGCAUUAUCAUUUCAUCAUGAAACGUCGAUUUGAAUGUAGAUCUACAUGGAAUGCUGUUGCCACCGAAAGAUUAUUGGUUGCGCGUAUUUCGAUCAAGAGUACACAACUCAAACGAGUCGUACGAGUCGAACGAGUCGAACGAGCCGAACGAGUCGAACGAGUCGAACGAGUCGAACGAGUCGAACGAGUCGAACGAGUCGAACGAGUCGAACGAGUCGAACGAGUCGAACGAGUCGAACGAGUCGAACGAGUCGAACGAGUCGAACGAGUCGAACGAGUCGAACGAGUCGAACGAGUCGAACGAGUCGAACGAGUCGAACGAGUCGAACGAGUCGAACGAGUCGAACGAGUCGAACGAGUCGAACGAGUCGAACGAGUCGAACGAGUCGAACGAGUCGAACGAGUCGAACGAGUCGAACGAGUCGAACGAGUCGAACGAGUCGAACGAGUCGAACGAGUCGAACGAGUCGAACGAGUCGAACGAGUCGAACGAGUCGAACGAGUCGAACGAGUCGAACGAGUCGAACGAGUCGAACGAGUCGAACGAGUCGAACGAGUCGAACGAGUCGAACGAGUCGAACGAGUCGAACGAGUCGAACGAGUCGAACGAGUCGAACGAGUCGAACGAGUCGAACGAGUCGAACGAGUCGAACGAGUCGAACGAGUCGAACGAGUCGAACGAGUCGAACGAGUCGAACGAGUCGAACGAGUCGAACGAGUCGAACGAGUCGAACGAGUCGAACGAGUCGAACGAGUCGAACGAGUCGAACGAGUCGAACGAGUCGAACGAGUCGAACGAGUCGAACGAGUCGAACGAGUCGAACGAGUCGAACGAGUCGAACGAGUCGAACGAGUCGAACGAGUCGAACGAGUCGAACGAGUCGAACGAGUCGAACGAGUCGAACGAGUCGAACGAGUCGAACGAGUCGAACGAGUCGAACGAGUCGAACGAGUCGAACGAGUCGAACGAGUCGAACGAGUCGAACGAGUCGAACGAGUCGAACGAGUCGAACGAGUCGAACGAGUCGAACGAGUCGAACGAGUCGAACGAGUCGAACGAGUCGAACGAGUCGAACGAGUCGAACGAGUCGAACGAGUCGAACGAGUCGAACGAGUCGAACGAGUCGAACGAGUCGAACGAGUCGAACGAGUCGAACGAGUCGAACGAGUCGAACGAGUCGAACGAGUCGAACGAGUCGAACGAGUCGAACGAGUCGAACGAGUCGAACGAGUCGAACGAGUCGAACGAGUCGAACGAGUCGAACAGGUCGAACGAGUCGAACGAGUCGAACGAACACAUUUGGAUGUUUUGAAUUCCAGAACUCAACCACUUUUAGAAUCUGUAAAAAUGCGUCUGGUUCACGGUUAUUCGGAUUUCUGGAGAAACGUUAGUACAACACUCGUGAGCAUGGACGCCGAGGCUCAACAUCUGGCAGCUACGAUGGUGCUGCAGAAAUACGUACAGAAGCUGGAGACGGCACUACCAACGGAAGAAUAG
Molecule: messenger RNA, 1611 nt
Organism: Topomyia yanbarensis
Lineage: Eukaryota; Metazoa; Arthropoda; Insecta; Diptera; Culicidae
Product: apical junction molecule-like
Exons: 6
Coding region: 1-1611 (536 amino acids)
Source: RefSeq, a predicted model, not a curated record